UGUCAAUGUUUAUGUAGCCCGCUGCCUGUGCAACCGCACCAAGGACUCUGCAAUGUGAUUUCCUGACAUUGAUUUGUGUUCAUUUCAUUUUAGCAGCUGUUUUCUACAGAUAUGCACCAGCCUUUGACAUGGGGACACAUUAGAAGGUGAAACACGGACGAAACCGAGGAAAAAGCCGGGAUGGCAGGCGCCUUUGGCUUCAAAGGCUGCCAGAAAAUUCGAGGUCCGCAGAUCCGGAAUCUGCUGGAGGCGAAGGACUUCUUUCUCUUCGACUGCGACGGGGUCAUAUGGCACGGAGAGAAGGCGAUCACAGGCGCCGCCAAGGUGGUGAAUUCCCUGAUCCGGCACGGCAAAAACGUAGUGUUCGUCACCAACAACUGCACCAGGCCCCGGGAGAAUUAUGUGCACAAGUUCUACCGGCUGGGCUUCACCGACGUGAUGCUGGAGCAGAUCUUCAGCUCGUCGUACUGCUCGGCUCUAUACCUGAGGGACGUGGUUAAGAUCUGCGGCCAGGUGUUCGUCAUCGGCUGUGAUGGACUGCGCAGGGAGCUGCAGGAGGCCGGCAUCCCCUGCGUGGAGGAGGCGGACGACCCGGACGCCACCAUCUACAACUGCGCCCUGGCCCCGGACGUCAAGGCGGUGCUGGUGGGACAUGACGAUAAACUGACUUUUCUCAAACUGGCCAAAGCUUCGUGCUACCUGAGGGACCCGGACUGCUUGUUCCUGGCCACCGACAACGACCCGUGGCACCCGCUGUCAGGUGGAAGGAUACUGCCAGGUUCUGGGUCCCUCACCGCAGCCUUGGAGGUGGCCUCAGGUCGCAAAGCCACUGUGAUCGGCAAGCCGAGCCGCUUCAUGUUCGAGUGCAUCUCCAGUCAGUUCAGGGGGGUGGACCCGGCCCAGUGCCUGAUGGUGGGUGACCGCCUGGAGACAGACAUGCUGUUCGGGUCCAACUGCGGCCUGGACACCAUGCUCACCCUCACCGGUGUGUCUCAGAUCGAGGAGGCCCAGGAGUACAGGAAUAGUGAGCUGACCACCAACCACAACCUGGUGCCCGACUACGUGGUGGACACCAUCGCAGAUUUCUUACCUGCUUUUGAAGAUCUGGACGAAGAGGGCAAUUGACCCUCCAGUGUGGAGCACAAAAUGCUUCUAUUACAUUUCAAGUGCAAUGGUUAGUCUGCAGAUACAGCCCCAUCCAUAGUAAAGAGAAGUGAGGGGUACUGUAAAUGAUUCCCAAUAAACAAGGCGCUGUUUAUGUUGUGACCAGGACUCAAAUAGGACAGAAAAUCAACCCAGAACAUCCACAGUAACCCAGUGCAUACCUCAGUGUUUCUUCUAGUGUUGUGCCCAUUUGUGACUUGACGGUCCUUGUUGCUGUACGUGUUUCUAUGAAUAUAUUGCACUCCCUUGUUCAUAAAGUUCGUAGGUCGUGUUUGAUAUUGGGUUUUAAACUUGCAGAAGUAUUUUUGUAAAGCCAUGAAUUGUUCUGUAAUGGCAUUCAUGUGUUUUGGAGCCUGUUGAAAAAAGGUUUGCUCUUAGGCAGACAUGUACCUAUCGAUGCAGAAUUGUGUUUUUUCUCUUCUCAUUGUGUUUGCCUGAGUGUGACUCCUCCUCAUUUAUAUCACAGCAAGAGGAGAAAAUAAAAACUGAAACUGUGAGCUUGUCUCAGCUCUGGUAGUGACUAAAAUGACAAUCUGCCAAUCAGAUGAGUGAAGUGUUUAUUCACUUUCAGCCUCUCUGUCAUGUCUGUAUUACUUACUACUUGUGCCAAUAUUCAUCGAAGUAAUAAAUGACUUAUGGAUCCUCAUAGAAAACCAGUGACACAUUCAUGGUAGUCAGUCAUACUGCACUGUAGUGAAUUUUCAAUGUCGUUAAUGUUUACCAUAUAGAGCAUGGCAGUAACAAUAAAAACCUGACAGUUAAACUGAA
Sphaeramia orbicularis (orbiculate cardinalfish) is the source of this 1932-nucleotide messenger RNA. RefSeq names its product pyridoxal (pyridoxine, vitamin B6) phosphatase (gene pdxp). Lineage: Eukaryota; Metazoa; Chordata; Actinopteri; Kurtiformes; Apogonidae. The transcript has 2 exons. The coding region runs from base 181 to 1125 and encodes 314 amino acids. The record is from RefSeq and is a predicted model, not a curated record. Gene Ontology annotation, cellular component: cytoplasm; cytosol. Gene Ontology annotation, molecular function: phosphatase activity.